UUAAUUCAUAUUUGCAGUGUUAAAUCCAGCCAUAAGCGAUUCAUUUCGCAAAUAUGGGGGUUGCAAAAUUAGUGUUUUUAUUUGUAUCUGUGACGAUCUCUGUAAUUCACGGAGCUGAGAAGAAAGUCAAAGUACCAAUCUUAGAAUGCAAUUUUGACGACGGCUUAUGCCCAGGCUGGGAACAUGACGAAUCCGAAGAAUAUAGAUGGAAAUUACAAAGUGGACCUGCAAAAGACAUCGGACCACAAUACGAUUACACAAGGGGAAAUGACGAGGGACAAUAUAUUUACUUGGAUGAUGAAGGCAAAAAAUCUGGGAAAGGAAUCAUACGAUCACCAGUAAUGGAUCUCUCUCAGAAGAAAAAACAUUGUCUUCGAUUUGUAUAUUAUGCAAGAGGAACUUAUCCUGGAGAAUUCAGAAUUUUUCAUAGUUCGCAUAUGCGUGGUCGACCAUUGUCAAUAUUUAACAGGGCCGGCCCCCAAAGCGACAACGACACACAUUGGAUUUUUGAAGACAUAUCAAUACCAUUGUGGUCCACAGGAAAGAAUUUCGAUAAAGUUCGGUUCGCAUUUCAAGCUAUGAAAGGAAGAGGAGAUAACAAUGUUCUUGCUCUUGAUGAUGUUUCCGUUACUCCAGGAUCAUGCCCAAAAUUCCAGCUUUCGAGAACAGCCACAACCGCUACAUUUGGUCCAAGCACUGUCCCGCCUACGGGAUUCGUUGAUGGAGAAGUUGUAGAUCAAACAAAUGAAGAAGUUAUGAAGAGGAACCAAAAAAUGAUCGAAGAAAAUGAAGAGCGUAACAGAAUGAUUCAAGAAAAAAACAAUAUGUUAAAUAGUGGUCAAGCUUACACACAAGAUCCUAACCAGCCUACCCAACCUACACAACCAACACAGCCGCAACAGACGACUAUGAAUCCUGUUAAUCAAACGCAGCUGGAAAUUGAACGACAGGAGAGAAUUAAAGAACAACAACGACAAGUACGAGAAGAAGCCGAAAGAAAAAUGAAAGAAGAACAAGAGAGAAUUGCAAAAGCAGAAAAGGAACGAAAGGAGAAAAUUGAAAAAAUGAGAAAAGAGCAAAAAGAAAAGAUGCUCAAGCAGAGAGAAGAAGAGGCGAAAAGAAUGAAGGCAAUUCAAGAGAAACAAAAAGAAGAAAGAAUGCGAAAACAGAAAGAAGAAGAAAAAAGAAGGGAAUUGGAGAAACAGAAAAAGAUUGAAGAUCAACGUAAGAAAAAACAACGACACGAAGAAAGUCAAAAAAAUUGAGAGAAGAAGAAGAACGCAAAAAACAGGAGGAAGAAGAACGCAAGAAAAAGUUAGAGGAAGAAAGAAUAAGAAAAAUUGAAGAAGAUAGAAAAAA
Messenger RNA from Styela clava, 1359 nucleotides. RefSeq lists its product as uncharacterized. NCBI's taxonomy places the organism in Eukaryota, Metazoa, Chordata, Ascidiacea, Stolidobranchia, Styelidae. The record is from RefSeq and is a predicted model, not a curated record. Gene Ontology annotation, cellular component: membrane.